This is a messenger RNA of Limulus polyphemus (Atlantic horseshoe crab), 4017 nucleotides long. Its product is annotated as homeobox protein Meis1-like. The record is from RefSeq and is a predicted model, not a curated record. The transcript is spliced from 13 exons. Lineage: Eukaryota; Metazoa; Arthropoda; Merostomata; Xiphosura; Limulidae. Gene Ontology annotation, molecular function: RNA polymerase II cis-regulatory region sequence-specific DNA binding; DNA-binding transcription activator activity, RNA polymerase II-specific. Gene Ontology annotation, biological process: animal organ morphogenesis; brain development; eye development. The coding region runs from base 567 to 2072 and encodes 501 amino acids.
GGUAUUGUCCGGCAAGCGUUCGUGUGAGCGCGGAAGACGAAAGCUAGCUCGCGCGGUUCGCUCGUUGGUUUUACCGAUUUUUGUUGGAACUGCUUGAGCGACGCAUCAGUUUUCACACUCUGGCAGCAGCUUACAGUAAGGGGGAACAACUAAGGUAAAGCAGACAACCCUCCACAUGGUGCUGAACGCGCCAACUGCACGCAGCCAGCACUAGCCACGCACACAGCUCGAGUUAGAGGAACUUGGGGCCAGGCAACGCCCGCGGCUGCUACGACUGACAGCUCAUUUAUUAUCUGUGUUAUAGUAACAGUCUUUUGAUUGACAGUUGCGAUUGCAUGAGCCUCUGGAGUCACUAGCUCUAGUACAGUGUGUGUAGUAGUAAAUAUAAUUGUAUAGAAGAAGGCAGAAGCUUGAAACUUCGUCAAGAUUUCGUGGUCACUUUUAUUAGUGCGUCCUAAAGUUGAAUCCAUAAAGUAAGGAGAUUUUGUUGUGGGACUUUACGAGACAUUCAGCAGCCAAAAGAAGUAUCCUCCGAGUUCGUCAACAACUGGGGUACUGAGUGGUUGAUGGCGCAGAGGUACGAUGAAGGCAUCCCGCACUACGGCACCAUGGACGGUCCGACAUCGCUGUACGACCCGCACGCUCAUCGGCCGAUGCCCACCCUCACACACAGCCCACACAUGAACCACGGCCCCUCCAUGCACCAGUAUCACCCUAGCAACCAUGUCUCCGGAAUCAUGUCCAACCAUGUCAUGGGUUCCGUGCCCGACGUCCACAAAAGGGACAAAGACGCUAUUUAUGGUCAUCCCUUGUUCCCGCUGCUCGCACUCAUAUUCGAAAAGUGUGAACUAGCAACGUGCACUCCGCGGGAACCCGGAAUAGCGGGAGGCGAUGUUUGUUCUUCCGAGUCUUUCAACGAAGACAUUGCCGUUUUUGCUAAACAGAUUAGACAAGAAAAACCAUUUUAUGUUCCUAAUCCAGAAUUAGACAGUUUAAUGGUUCAAGCAAUACAAGUAUUGCGAUUUCAUCUUCUAGAACUCGAAAAGGUUCAUGAACUUUGUGAUAAUUUUUGUCAAAGAUACAUCAGUUGUCUUAAAGGGAAAAUGCCAAUCGAUUUAGUAAUAGAAGACAGAGAUACAAAACCCGGAGACUUGGGUGAUAACAAUAAUAACAGUAGUAGUAGUGGAGGUGGAGGGGGUGGUAACACCAACGGGAACAUCUGUGGAGGUGGAAGAGGAAGUGAUUCAACAGGGCACAAUAGCGAUCAUUCGACGCCCCCAGAUCAGCGACCUCCUUCCCAGACUCUAAAUUCUUACAGUGGCGUUCCGGAUGAUGUCAGGUCGCCAGCUGGAUCCACACCAGGGCCCUUCUCCCAUCAGCCCAGCUCUCAACAGAGCACAGACAACAACAGUGAAGCUGACCCCGGUGUACCUGAAGAAUCAAACUCGGGAAUGGCAUGGGACGCCAGUAUAGGUUCGGGAGAUGGUACUGGAGAGGAUGACGAUGAUGAAAGAGGAAAGAAGAGACAGAAAAAACGUGGAAUAUUUCCUAAAGUUGCUACUAACAUAAUGCGUGCAUGGCUUUUCCAGCAUCUGACGCAUCCAUACCCGUCAGAGGACCAAAAGAAGCAACUGGCACAAGACACAGGUUUAACCAUUCUUCAAGUCAACAACUGGUUCAUUAAUGCACGAAGACGCAUUGUUCAACCCAUGAUAGAUCAGUCAAAUAGAGCAGGUGGUACCAUUGGGGCCGCCAGUGCUGCUUAUAGCCCUGACGGAACAGGUAUGGGAUACAUGAUGGACGGAGGUCAACAAAUGCAUCUUCGACCGCCAGGUAUGCAGAACCUGCCAUGUUCCGAACCAUCAAUGGGAAUGGGUCACAUGGGAGGGAUGGGAGGCUACUCUCAGAUGUCCCAGCUCCGCUCUCCUGUUCAUUCCCAGGCCAUGCUACUUCCCGGUCAUCCCCAUGCCAUGAUGAUGGCACAUGCUCCCAUGGGUCAUCCGGGUCUUCCUCCACAGGGGUCUCCAUACGACGGCUCAGGGCAGCAUAUAAUGGACAUACAUGCCAGCUAAAGUCAAACUUUUCCAGAAUUCUCUUUGUAUAAUCUAACAGUGUGUGUGUUUAGCGCGUGUCUACUUUACACGUGUGACGUCAUCCUGUGACUAUAAUGGGAUGACAAUUUGACAAAAGCAAUAGAGUUUUUGGCAAAAGAUAAUUUAGCUCUGUCUGGUUGAGAACUGGUCUUUAAACAGCUAUAACCGAAAACAAUAUAAGUUUAAAGGAUGAUUCUCAUACCUACUGGACAAUCCAGACUCCAGGAAUAUUUGUGAUUGGAAUUGUUCUAUGUACAUUAUGUGUUUACCUCAAGUCAGUACUGAGUACCAGGGUAAAUGUUACUGUCACUUUGUGUAGAAAGACAAGAUACAAUACUAGUGCUGUACAAGCAUGGUUCUAUUAACAAAUUAGUGCUCUCACUCAAACAAUAGUUAUUUAAUUUUAACACCACAGGGUAUGUUCAUUAUUAACAACAAUAUGUGAGAAUGCACACUACACGUCAUAUCGUCUACAACCGUUCGGUAUUUACAUUACUUGAAUUCAUACUUUUGUUGUAAGAAUAAAUAAUCUCGCGGUGAUGAUUUCGUUCUAUAGUAGACACACACAUAAGAAGUUAAAAAAGAAAAGUUUAUAACUGUAUAUGCUAGAACUAUUCUACUAUCGUGUCGUCACUUUUAAUAUAUAUUGGGUACAUUCUGUGGAAGUAAGGGCUAAGGUGUAGUAAUGCUAUAUACAUAUGUAAAUGUAUAGUUUUUAGUUCCUUAUCGUUACAAACUACUAUGUUAAUCUUCGGAUAUUUCCCUGUAUGUCUCUCUCACUUUCUCUAUCUGAAUAACAAUAAAAAUCAUGGCGUUGUAACUAGGGUAAUAAGGUUUUCAUUGUCUGUGUCAGUUGCUCGGAUGAAUUUAGUUCAUUGUGUAAAUAAGCACAGUGUUUGUUCAGUGCCAUACUUUUGUGUAUUUUUUUCUGAAGGGGAAGAAAAGUUUUGAUUAGAACAAAAUUUUACACCCUUUACAGUUCUAUGUUUUGGAGGUUUCUUAACAGAUAUAAAUUACAAAUAAGUUAACAACAAAAUAAAGGUAAAAGUUGUGUAGUUCUGCCUCCAUGCAAGCUGUACGUUCCCAUUUACCAGUGAAAAAAUAAAUGUACAUCAGUGUUGUGAAUAGAAUGAUGCUUCAUUAUGCCCACAAGCUGAAAACGGAAAGUGUUUCAAAAAGUGAAAUUCUACAGGCUGGAGAAAUCAAUAUCAGGCCAUAUAAAGUACUAAAAAAACACAAAUCAUGAAAGAGUUAGUGAGCCGUAACCCCCGCAAUUAUGCCCUAUUUUAUUCCAAACCAUUACUCACAUUUGUCUGAAAUCCAGACCAACACCCUCCCCCCCUUUACUGGUAUUGCAGUGUAAGGCUGUGAAAUAAAUUAAAUGUAAUUCUUUAGUUUGCUUGUUAUAUCGAAAUCUAGAUCAAUAUUCUAUCCUUUGAAUAAUGCUUAAAGUAAUGUCGACAAACGAAUAAUUAAAUUUUGCUAUUUAAGUGUUGAAACUGAUUUCUAACGUAUAAAUUACGCACCAUCAAAAAAUGUGGUAGUAAAAUUUUUGAGCUUUCUGUUCUCAGGAAAUCUGUAAGGACAAAUUUUCCAUUUAUGGAAAUGAUUAGGUUUUCAAAAUCAAAAAUAAAUAUUAUCUAGCUUUUGAUUUCCUACUGUACUGUUUAUCCUUUAAUAUUAAUUGUUUUAGUAAAAAGAGUGGUGUUUGUUUUAAGGAUACCAGAUAUGAAAUGUGAAGUUGUCAGUUUUGAGGUGACUAGACUGACAAUAUAUAUCUUUGAAGAAAACUUUGUUGUCCAGUAAAAGGACAAUCAGGAAAAUAGGUGAAAGUAAGAUAAAGCUUGUAUAGAUUGUUGCUGUGGUAAUAAUUGUCUAUGAUUAUACUAUGUAAUUGUCGUUAAUAAAGUGAAUGAGAUCCGUA